AUGUCAGGAGAACCAUCGUCCUCAUCAUCGAAAAUAUCCAAGAAAUCAGGUCGAACGCCUGAACAGCAAGCUGCCAGAGAUGCAAGGAAAGCAGCCAAGUUAGCUGCCAAGAGUUCGACUUCGACCUCGACUACAGCCGUCACUGAACUUCCGGCCGAAGUCCCAGCUCAGACAGAUGGUACGGAGGGAGACGCCGAAUCGUCCAAGAAACGAAAGAGGGUCGUACCAGAGGGAGAAGAGCUGGAAAUUGACGUAUCGGCUGCAGCACCCUUAUCAAAAGCUGAACUUCGAGCUCAACGUAAGAAAGCUAAAAGGGGUGAAGAGGUAGAAGUGGUCAAAAGGGAAUAUGAGAAACCUGAUAAACUUCCAAAAGAGAAGACCGAAGGUGAAGGUGAAGUUACGAAGCAGGAUGGUAUAGCAAGUGGUGGAAGUGGGAAAAGACAAAAUUCAAUUUGGAUUGCAAAUCUAUCGUUCAAAACUACCGUUGAAUCCCUCACGGAAUUCUUCGAAAAGAACAUUACCGAAGCUGGAGGAGCUGGCAAUGGGUCGAUAACUAGGAUCAAUAUGCCUAAGAAGAAUUCAAGAGAAGGUUUUGCACAGAAUAAAGGCUUUGCAUAUGUCGAUUUCAAAUCUCCAGAAUUACAAGCUUUGGCUGUAGGCUUGAGCGAGAAGUUCUUCGAGGGUAGGAAAGUUUUGAUCAAGAAGGGAGAUGACCAUGGACCUACACCUAAUGCUCGAACACCCAAACCUCUAUCUACCAAAGCUGAAGAUCUCGGUUCGUCCUCGCGUCGACCUGAAACGUCUUCCUUGUACAUGGGCAAUCUACCGUUCGACGCUACCGAGUUGGCCAUAAGGGAUCAGAUCGAGGAGAAUGCAGUCGAGAGAGAACAGCCUUCAGAAGAGCAGGAGGCAUUGGAAGAGAUCGGUGAGCGGGGAGGGAAAAAGAGUGGAUUGAAGAAAGUCAGACUGGGAGCGUUCGAAGAUACUGGACGAUGUAAAGGCUUCGCCUUCCUUGAUUUCAUCUCCGUACGUCAUGCCAAAGUCGCUUUGGUGAAUAGGAAGAACCAUUAUUUCAAUGGAAGACGAUUGACCGUCGAGUUCGCAUCGGAAGAAGCUGCCAAACGAAGUGGAGGUAAAUCCAAACCCAGACUUCCUACGGGUGAUAAACCUAAGAAGUUCUACGAGUCCACUCCAGCUGGUGAGACCUCUGCUGGUGUCGAGCAGGAUGGUACAACAGAAGAUGGACCUGUGGAGAAGAAGAAUGAUAAGAGGGGUAAGAAAUGGGAGGUCACCGGACGACCUAGACCCGGUGCUGCGUUGGCUAUGGCCAAGAGGGAGAACGUGGGUAUUGUAGAAGGAUCAGGUCAGAAGAUCACUUUUGAUUGA
Kwoniella mangroviensis CBS 8507 is the source of this 1386-nucleotide messenger RNA. RefSeq lists its product as uncharacterized. Gene Ontology annotation, cellular component: nucleolus. Gene Ontology annotation, molecular function: RNA binding. Lineage: Eukaryota; Fungi; Basidiomycota; Tremellomycetes; Tremellales; Cryptococcaceae. The transcript is spliced from 5 exons. The record is from RefSeq and is a predicted model, not a curated record. The coding region runs from base 1 to 1386 and encodes 461 amino acids.